This is a messenger RNA of Lasiosphaeria miniovina, 1114 nucleotides long. RefSeq lists its product as uncharacterized. Bases 179 to 865 code for a protein of 228 amino acids. The transcript has a single exon. The record is from RefSeq and is a predicted model, not a curated record. Lineage: Eukaryota; Fungi; Ascomycota; Sordariomycetes; Sordariales; Lasiosphaeriaceae.
CGUGAGACGACCAAGAUCCGCUUCAGUACGGCAGUCUAUGCCGUCUAGAAGCGAUAGUAAGUCCGCCACCGAAGGGACAGCCAUCAUAUUAGCCAGAGCGCGGAUAGUCAAGAGCCAACCAACACCUUUAUACGUAUGAUAUGUAACAAGCGAAUCGUUUAUACUCUCGUCCAGCUGGAUGCGCUUGUUACUACCGGAUCCCGAAGCGGACGCCGCCGAGCUCUCGGAGAUGACGCGCUUCGAAGUAGCCGGCUGGAACGUAGGAGACGAUGAAGCUGCAGCGGAGUGUAGCGCCAUCUCAUCGUGCGUUAUUGGAGUUCGCAUAUCCCCCUUUGGCAUGUCGUCAUCGCCACCAACACCGCCACUUCCCUUCUCGAUUUUCUCGACGCGUUUCACCACGUCACGCAUCAAGUUUUCCAGCGCCUCCAGCCCGGGGUUGGUUUGCUCGAGGUUCGAAUUAUUGGGUCUCCAGGGCCUGAUUGAAUUUGAUAUGAAGAAGGUCGCCCUGGAUCGCGUCAACACGAGCCUUCACCCCUGUGUUAGCUUCCCUGAGACUAAGGAGCUCGCCCUUAGCGGCUCUAAUGCGGUUGCCUCGGGCCGUAUCGUUUACCUCGAGGCCGGUAAUCUCGCCCUCGACGGCUUCAAACCGAGUCUUUGUCUCGUUAGGCUCGCCUGUCAACGUCAUCUAGGAGCAAAAAUCUACAAUUUCACGCACUUUGCUAUCAGUAUCAAGCCAACAAUGCUCAAAUUCAGGGACUCGGCCGACGGUAAUGACAUUCUGGCGUUCAACUUGCUGCCGACCAUUUUCAAGGAGGGUGAGCCGGUUGGUGGUCGUAUCCUCUUGAGCCAAAGCUUUCCUACCUAGCCUACGACUUCCAGUCCCGGCCCUGGUCGCCGGCCUGGACGAUGCACAGCGAGUCGAUCCAGACGUAGCGGAUGCUAAGCUUGGCGGCGAUCCGGAAGGCGUCACGGAAGACACGGGGCAGCCGGCCGAGCCUUAGGCCCUCUGGCCGCAUGCGCUCGUCGACAUUGGCCGUGGUCAUCCUGGAGCUCUCUGUAUCGCCGUUCCAUCAUCGGUGGCUCAAGAUCACGUAGGUGCCUCGUAACUGGCCUG